This is a messenger RNA of Colias croceus (clouded yellow), 4856 nucleotides long. It is a transcript of the gene Zasp52, whose product is annotated as PDZ and LIM domain protein Zasp. Lineage: Eukaryota; Metazoa; Arthropoda; Insecta; Lepidoptera; Pieridae. The record is from RefSeq and is a predicted model, not a curated record. Gene Ontology annotation, cellular component: filamentous actin; Z disc; stress fiber. Gene Ontology annotation, biological process: muscle structure development; heart development; actin cytoskeleton organization. Gene Ontology annotation, molecular function: muscle alpha-actinin binding; actin binding. The transcript is spliced from 15 exons. Bases 210 to 3137 code for a protein of 975 amino acids.
CGGCCAGCGCUGCCGUGCACUCGCGCGCCGAAUCUCACAACAGACCCACGACCGAACGACCGACACUCACGCCCGGUGUCGUAUUACGCUCUAAAUAUAUCUCGCGAGCGCGAUCGCCUAUUUGGAAACCGUCGCGCGCCGUGUUUUGAACCAGUGAUUGACAGUGCCGAGUGAAGAAUUUUCCGAUCGACGUAGUAUUCGCCGCCGACAUGGCACAGUUAAUAUCUGUGCGUUUGAACAAGUCCGAUCAGCAGCCACUGGGCUUCAGGCUGCAAGGCGGCAAGGACUUCGGAACGCCUCUCGUCGUACAAAAGGUUAAUGGUGGCAGCGCGGCUGAACGUGCGGGGCUGCAGGCUGGAGAUGCACUGAUUCGUGUGAACAACACUGAAGUAUACGCUCUGCGUCAUCAGGAAGCACAGGACGCAAUCAGAGCAGCUGGCCCCAUGCUGGAACUCACUGUACAACGCGGUGGUGGCACCUGGAAGCCAUCAGUGACUCCGACGGGCAGUCUGCCGAGGCCGGGCACUCGACCGCUGGGCGCCAAUCCGACGCCCGUCACCAACACAUCACUCAAAGCAAACCAACAGCCUUCCCGCGCUUUUGGUUCUGGACACAACAACGUCGCCAAACCUUUUGGUUACAUGAACGGCACUGACUCCGUAAAAGGCAUCGUGAAUAAGCAAUACAAUACGCCUGUCAACAUGUACAGUGAUAAAACCAUUGCCGAAACUCUAUCAGCCCAAACUGAAGUUUUGGCUGGAGGCGUACUCGGAGUCAACUUCAAGAAAAACGAGAAGACCUAUGAUGCCGAGAAAAGCGCUGUAUUCAAAGUUCUGCAAGAAGAACAAAACGACCCUGAACCAGCUGAAGCGCCGUCCGCUCCGACGACACCCGCGCCAGUGAGCGGUCUGAGGCACGUCACCGCGCCCGUCACCAAGCCCGACGCGCCGCUCAACAACACGGGCGGCCUGCCGGUCGGACAGAACAUUUGUGAGGAUUGCGAACGCCUCAUAACUGGCGUCUUCGUACGUAUCAAGGACAAGAACUUGCACGUGGAGUGUUUCAAGUGUUCCACUUGCGGUACAUCCCUCAAGAACCAGGGCUACUACAACAUAAAUGGUAAACUGUACUGCGACAUCCACGCCAAGCUAGUGGCUCGCCAGAACCCACCAGCCGCGAACAUGGAGCCAGUUACUGUGCCACCUGGUGGUCGCAUUCCGACAAACACGUACACAACGCCCCUUCCUCCGUUGUCAACUGGAAAUUACACCAAUGGUUCUUCGUCAUUAUUUAGCCCAUCGAGCAACUUGUCAGGCCCGAAGCCGUUCGGCUCGUCGAUCGGCUCGGCGUACUCCCCGUCGCUGUCGCCGCGCUCCGCGCCGAUGUCGCCCGCGCGGCCCGUGGCGGCCCCCGCGCCCGCGCCUGCCCCCGCCCCACCCGCACCCCUCUCUGCUCCCUUCGCACCGACUAAUGAAACACAAAAUAUCACCAAUACACAUAAAAUGGAAUUUAAAAGUCCAGCUGAAGAACGAUUAAUAAGAAAAAUGGCAAAAAUGGCUUUAAACGGAUAUGAAAUUGGUAUACAGAGGAAAAUCAAACCCGCAGAUCACAUACAAUCUAUGGCCGAUAGAAUACAAGAUACGAUAGUCACAAACCACCCCUUAAAUUCAGAAAACACAUCAUCUGGUGAAAACAGUCGUGAUAAUACACUUAAAAGACCAUCAGCCAAAGUAACAGACAGAGUAUUUAAGCAAGCAGAAAUUAAUCUACCGCUAUUAAAUGCAUCAAAAGUAAACAGUUCCAAUGGCGAAGCACCUCUUCCACCGCCUUUACCAACGACUCCAAUUCCAGUUUUUCAUAGUCGCAAUGCAAUGAAGAAUUCGAUGACAACCGAAGAUUCUGUUUUGCUUCAAAUAACAAAAGAUUUAACUCCUGGAGAGAAAGUUCAAAACGGGAACAUGUAUUUAAGCUGUGAAGAUUCAAAAAAAGAUAAAGUAGACAAUAUUUACACAAAUAGCUUACAUCAAAGGUCCAACUACAAUAAAUCGGCAUUUUUAAAUGAUUCACCUUCGUUCGAAAUUCACAAAAGUGACGCUAAAAUUGAGUCAAACUUUUCAAACACCAUGAGCAAAAGGAAACUAUUUGAAAGAAGUGAUGCCAUUAAUGAUACAAAUUUCUCAACAGAUAACAGUUAUUUACAAUACAAACAUAAUGACACAAAUAUUAACAUAUCAGACAAAAAUAAUAUAUACAAUAAAACAGGAAACAAAACUAACAACAAGAUCAUAAAUUCUGUAGAAAAUGGGAAAGAAAAAUCUUCGGAAGGUACAGAUGAGUCUCAAAAUAUAUCUUGUAAUUUAUAUGAUAAUACACUGUAUACUUAUAAAAAUGCUAAAACUGAAAAUGAUAUAUCGAAUGGACAGAGCUUAAAUAACGAUGACUAUUUGAAUCGAAUUAAUACCAAUAAAGAUAAUACAGAGGAGACCGUUGUAAGACGGCGGGAAAAGAAAAAUAUUAAAAAAGAUGACGGUAGAAGGGAUUCACAUAUCAUUGCUAGGCCAUUAAGUACCAUGACCUCACUUGAUGUUGCCGAUGGACACUACAUAUGUCACGUAUGUGACAAAGCUAUUACCAGGGGUCCAUUCAUAACGGCUUUGGGACGCAUAUGGUGUCCAGAGCACUUCAUUUGCGUCAAUGCUACGUGCCGUCGCCCCUUGCAAGAUAUCGGGUUCGUUGAAGAAAAUGGUCAACUGUAUUGUGAAUUCUGUUUCGAACAAUAUAUUGCACCAUCGUGCGAUAAGUGCCACGCUAAAAUCAAAGGGGAUUGUCUUAAUGCUAUCGGAAAACACUUCCACCCCGAGUGUUUCAGCUGCGUUUACUGCGGUAAACUUUUUGGAAAUAAUCCAUUCUUUUUAGAAGACGGUCUACCAUAUUGUGAAGCAGACUGGAACGAGUUAUUUACGACUAAAUGUUUCGCAUGCGGUUUCCCCGUGGAGGCGGGCGACAGGUGGGUCGAGGCGCUCAACAAUAACUACCACAGUCAGUGCUUCAACUGCACGGUGUGCAAAAAAAAUCUCGAAGGACAGAGUUUCUUCGCCAAGGGAGGACGACCUUUCUGCAAGAUUCACGCCCGCUAAAAGUCCACCAAAAAUUAUUUAUAACUCUGAUACUGUUUAUUCGACUGUUACUUUUCGCCCAGUCUCUCUUUCUCCUCCUAAACCAUCCGCUAAUACUAGUCCACCACAAAGGACCAGAAAAUUGGAAACACCCCUCCACUUUGAUGGAGGACUGUUUUCCGAUAUAAGAAGUACGGAUGGAAAGUUAUUGAGUAAAGUAACCGUAGAUCAUAUUCACAGCACUACAAAACACGAUGUGACUGAUUCGCCUAAUUUGUCAGAAAGUUUUGGACCUGAUGGACAUAAAGCUGUUAUUGACGAUAUUAUCAAAACUGAAAAAAUUAUUAAUGAGGAUGUGAUAAAAGUAAAAUUUACUCCUGUUCCUCCUGAAAUUGAUUCGAUUUCAAGACUUUCGCCUUUCCUUAAGAACAGAUCUCUGACUCCAAUAAAUUUCAUAAGAAACGAUUACGAUGAUCUUACAAGUUACCAAAUUGUCAAUUCAUUGUGCAAAGAAAUGCAUCUUCUGCAUCCUUCAGAUGGGAAAAUUAUUGAAAGCGAAUCAAAUCAGAAUGAGGCAAAGUCAAUUCAGCGCGAACAUAGUCCAUUAGCUAACACAGAAAUACCAAUGAAACUGAUAAACAUAGACAGUUACUUAGAAGAAUCUCUAAAUAGAUUAUCUGAAACUAAGGAUAAUACUUGUAUGGAAAAUUUGGAGGUUGGGGGAGAAAGAGAGACAGUAAUAAAAGAUGCCUAUAAUAGACUUAGUCAAGAGAAAAUCCUAGAAGAGGCAAAUACUAUAGUUACAACGGAUAAGAAAGAAGAUCAAGCGGAAUGUGUAUGGAGGUCAUCUUGUACAACCUAUUCUGUUUCUGCUGAGGAUGCGUUUGAAAUAAAGUCAAAAUUGAACAGUGUCGAGAAAAUAAAUCCGGGAGUUUUAAGCGCUAUAUAUAACCUGCCAAUGCAUUAUCAUGCAGCAAUCUUAUGUUUAUUUUUAAUUGUAUAUAAUCUUGUUUACCAAUAUAUCAAACAAAAUUGCCACGGCAAUAAAAAUAACGCUACAAUAUAGAUGAAAUUAUCAUCUUAUCAAAUUAUUUGUAGUUAUUGUAUACUAGUCAAAAAUUUUGGAUAUUAAAAUAAGUUUUCCGGAAUUCAUUUCUGAUUUACAUUAUUAUUUUAAUAACUGUAAAUAAUUGUAAUACUAAAUAUGCUUUGAUAAUUUGCAUACUAUGUUUUUAAUACUACAUAAUUAACAAUUGGGUGCUUUCAUUUUAUUGAAUUUUGCGCGCAAUAUUGUGAUAAAUCGUUUCCUCUAAUUUUACAUAAGGCUUUGUACACAGCUUCCGGAAUGUUUUUAAUAAACUAACAUUAACAGAUUUAAAAAAAUUGCGGAAAAAUAUUUAAAAAAUUAUUGCAAUGUUGUCGAGGAGAACCAAAUGGUGCACCAAUUAUAAUUAUAAAUCCUACUAAGUAUGUAUAGUGUGUAUAGAUUGAUUAUUAUUAUUACGACAUACUAUUUUAACCUUUAACUUGGAAAUCAAAAUACAUCAUUAUGUAUCUUUAUUUUCUUCUCUUCUUUUUUGUAUUCAUCUUGUAUUUUGAUGGUAAUUGAUUUUAAUAACUGUGUUAUUUAUUUUAAAAUAAUUAUACACUAUUUAUUUAGAUUUAUAAUAUUGCCGUUAGAAUUAAUGCAUAAGAACAAUUUUAUAAUUAUGUGAGCUUAAAUAAAAUAUUUUAUCAUAA